Impatiens glandulifera is the source of this 1309-nucleotide messenger RNA. RefSeq names its product 24-methylenesterol C-methyltransferase 2-like. Gene Ontology annotation, molecular function: S-adenosylmethionine-dependent methyltransferase activity. The transcript has a single exon. Gene Ontology annotation, biological process: steroid biosynthetic process. The record is from RefSeq and is a predicted model, not a curated record. NCBI's taxonomy places the organism in Eukaryota, Viridiplantae, Streptophyta, Magnoliopsida, Ericales, Balsaminaceae. The coding region runs from base 70 to 1161 and encodes 363 amino acids.
CACUGAAUCCAUCUUCUCCAUUUCUCCUCCUCUCUCUUUCUCUCUCCAUCUCUCUCAAUCUCUCCAUUAAUGGAUACUCUCACCCUCAUCUUCACGGCGACCCUAAUCGCCGGCGGACUCUACUGGUUCGUCUACAUCCUCGGAUCCGCCGAACAGAAAGGCAAACGCGCCGACAAACUCUCCGGCGGUUCAAUCGCCGCCGAAGAAGUCCGUAACAAUUACAAACAGUACUGGUCAUUCUUCGACAAACCAAAAGAGAUCAAAACCACCGAAAAAGUCCCAGAUUUCGUCGACACUUUCUACAAUCUAGUAACAGAUAUCUACGAAUGGGGAUGGGGUCAAUCUUUCCAUUUCUCCCCAUCAAUAAACGGUAAAUCUCACCGUGAAGCCACUCGUAUCCACGAAGAAAUGGCCGCCGAUCUGAUAAACGCCAAACCAGGAAACAAAAUCCUCGACGCCGGUUGCGGUGUCGGCGGUCCUAUGAGAGCAAUCGCUGCUCAUUCCGGCGCUAACAUUGUCGGAAUCACAAUCAACGAGUAUCAAGUCGGAAGAGCGAAAGAUCAUAACAAAAAAGCUGGACUAGAUUCUUUAUGCGAAGUCGUACGAGGUAAUUUUCUUGAGAUGCCAUUCGAUGAUAACAGUUUCGAUGGUGCUUAUUCAAUCGAAGCAACAUGUCACGCGCCGAACCUAAACGAAGUUUAUUCCGAGAUCUAUAGGGUUUUAAAACCCGGAUCUUUAUACGUUUCUUAUGAAUGGAUAACGACUGAAUUAUACAAUGGAGAGGAUCAGAAUCAUGUAAAGAUUAUUCAAGAGAUUGAAAGAGGUGAUGCUUUACCUGGGUUAAGAAGUUACGAUGAGAUAGCUGCGACUGCUAAGAAAGUAGGGUUUGAAGUUGUGAAAGAGAAGGAUUUAGCAAAACCUCCAUCAAAUCCAUGGUGGACUAGGUUGAAGAUGGGGAAAUUUGCUUAUUGGCGUAAUCAUGUUAUGGUAACUGUUUUGGCUUUCAUUGGAAUCGCACCUAAAGGUGUAGUUGAUGUUCAUGAUAUGCUUUGUAAGACGGCGAAUUAUCUUGUUCUUGGUGGUGAAACUGGGAUUUUCUCACCUAUGCAUAUGAUUCUUCUCCGGAAGCCGGCCGGCGCCGGCGAAGGUGCAGAUAAGUAAACGAUGUCGUUUGUUUGUUUAAGUAAGACUUAUGUUUUUGUUUUUUUUAAUGUUGUUUUGUUUGGAUUAUAUCAUCAGACAUUGUUAUUAGCAAUUGCAUUUAUUUGUAAUUGGUAAUUGUAUUAGAAAGAGUGUCUUUCUAAUGGUU